Messenger RNA from Capsella rubella, 914 nucleotides. Its product is annotated as transcription factor MYB34. Lineage: Eukaryota; Viridiplantae; Streptophyta; Magnoliopsida; Brassicales; Brassicaceae. Bases 1 to 909 code for a protein of 302 amino acids. The transcript is spliced from 3 exons. The record is from RefSeq and is a predicted model, not a curated record.
AUGGUGAGGACACCAUGUUGCAAAGAAGAAGGAAUAAAGAAAGGGGCUUGGACUCCUGAGGAAGAUCAAAAGCUUAUUGCUUAUCUUCAACUCCACGGUGAAGGUGGAUGGCGUACUCUCCCUGAAAAAGCUGGACUGAAGAGAUGCGGAAAGAGUUGUAGAUUGAGAUGGGCGAAUUACUUAAGACCCGACAUUAAGAGAGGAGAGUUUAGUCCCGAAGAAGACGAUACCAUCAUCAAGCUUCAUGCUCUUAAGGGUAACAAGUGGGCUGCAAUAGCGGCUAGUUUGGCGGGACGAACUGACAACGAAAUAAAAAACUAUUGGAACACAAAUCUCAAGAAGCGUAUAAAACAAAAGAAAGGCCUCGAUCCCAUUCCCAUCACUCACAAAUCGAUCAAUUCUUCAACCGGUCAAAACGCUAUCGAACCAAUAAACAACAAUAAACCGGUACGUUCAUCCGGUUCCGCAAGGCUUCUAAACCGCGUCGCAAGCAAAUACGCAGCGGAGUUUAACCGGGAUCUACUAACCGGACUCAUCAGUGGAAACCGCACCGUCUUCGGGGAUUCACAAAACCCCUCCGGCAAGAUCGAUCCUAGGGACUCAACAUUGCUAAACAAAGUGGCGGAAACGUCGGUUUAUAUCAACAGUAGUACAUUGUCCGACAUCUCCGACAACUGUUUCAACGAGUUCUUAAGCAACGAAGAGAUCUCCGACAACUGUUUCAACGAGUUCUUAAGCAACGAAAAGAUCUCCGAUGAUUUCAUGUAUACGACAAUCGAUAAUAUCGAGUUUAUGGAGGAGUUAAAGGGAAUUUUAAGCGGUUCAGGCGCCGAAGUUGUUGAAAAUUCGUCUGAUGAGGUCAAUGCAGCUGAUGAAAUGGAGUUCAUUAUUGGUUGUUGGAACGAAUAAGAACA